Messenger RNA from Dichomitus squalens LYAD-421 SS1, 498 nucleotides. RefSeq lists its product as uncharacterized. The transcript has 3 exons. Lineage: Eukaryota; Fungi; Basidiomycota; Agaricomycetes; Polyporales; Polyporaceae. The record is from RefSeq and is a predicted model, not a curated record. The coding region runs from base 1 to 498 and encodes 165 amino acids. Gene Ontology annotation, molecular function: oxidoreductase activity, acting on the CH-OH group of donors, NAD or NADP as acceptor.
AUGUAUUUCAGUACAUAUCACCUAGACGUAUUGAUCGUUCUCGCCGUCAACAGCACUCUCGGUAUCCUCAACUCUGCCGUACAGGCCCCCUCUGUGAAGCGCGUCUCCUACUUCUCUGCCACUGCCGUCUACGUGACCACCUCCGUCAAGCCCAACGUCUGGGACGAUUCUGGCUGGAACUGGAACAAGACCCUCGCUGGGCAGAGCACGUGGACCUUCCACCGCGAGCAGAAGGAGAAGAGCUCAAUCGAAUGUGAUUUCGUCUCCCUCUGCCCGCCUUGGGUGUUGGAGCCUGCCCUCCACGAGUUUGACGGCAAAGCCAACCACCUGGACCAUUGGAAUUCGUUCCUGUACAACGCUAUUAUCAAAGGCGAUUUCUGCCCCUCCGACGAAUCUUAUGUGGAUGGGCAAGACCUCACCAAGGCAAUCCUACUCGCCAUCACCAAGCCCGCCGCGGCCGGGCAGAGGUUCAUCCUUGCAGCCGGCCAAUUCAGAUGA